UGACAGAGGUGUAGUAUCCGUCCUUGUGGUGUGUGCUUUUGUUGUUACAAUCGUAAAUGAAUUAUGUGAGUGAAUAGGAUAUUAUUUUCAAUUUCAUAUGAAGAGAAUGCUGAAGAUACCUCCUCCAAAAAGGCCAUUAUUUUGUAUGAGAUAAGGUCAGAGCCCUUCGUACAAAUAAGUACCAACCGUUUGUCAUGGCAACUGCAGCAGAGAUUGAAGAUCUCAUGACAGGACCUCUUGUUACAUGGUUCAUUUCUUGCUUGGAGAAUGCUGACAGACUUUCUGAGUAUGAAGAUCUCACUGAUGGGGUUCUUAUUCAUGAAAUUCUGCUACAGAUAGAUCCAGAGCCAGCACAUCAUGGAGUAAUUCCAAGUUUGGGAAAUGUGUCAGUUCGCAUACGUAAUAUGGACAUCAUAGUUAAGAACAUCAAAGCCCUGUAUGAGGAAGAGUUGUGUCAAGUUCUGCUGGUGGCCCCAGACUGUGUGACGCUUGGCAGGGAACCAGCUAGCAAAGCUGGCAUGGAGAACAUGCAGCUGUUGCUCCUGCUGCUUUUGGGAUGCGCUGUCCAGUGCCCUAAUAAGGAGACGUUCAUUGACAGAAUUAAACAGUUGGAUGUUCAAGUGCAACAUGCCAUUGUUGAUUGCAUCAGGCAGGUGACAGACAGUCAUAACAUUGUACUGACUCAGGAUGUAAUAAGUGAAACAUUGCCACCUGAUCUUAUGGUGAUGCACAUUCGAAGGCUAGUACGAGAGAGAGAUGAAUAUUUGCAGCAUUGGACAGUGUCAGUGAUUCAGGAGAGAUCAGCAGGAGCUGACAGUUGCAAUGGCCAGCAGAGGAAAGCCUCAACACCAAUGUCAGAAGGAGAGUCGCAUCAUAUGGCUGUGGAGCUUGCUGACUGGAAAGCUCGGCUGAGAAAACAGCGUCAGGAACUUGAGGAAAAAUCAGAAGCACUAGUUGAGUGCAAAGAAGAUCUGGAACAUAACAAGAUACUAAUAACUAAACUACGGCAAGAGGUUCAAGAGCUGAUGCAGGAUGCUAGAGCUGCUAAAGCAUACCGGGAUGAGCUUGAUGCUGUACGUGAGAGGGCGGAACGCGUGGAGAAGCUGGAAUUGGAAGUGCAACGAUACCGUGAAAAACUGAGUGACAUUGAAUUCUACAAGACACGUGUUGAGGAGCUAAGAGAGGACAACAGGGUUCUGCUUGAAACAAGAGAAAUGUUAGAAGAACAACUGCAGAGAGCCCGGAAACGUGGGGAACAUGUGCUGGAACUGGAGAGUGAGAUCAUCAAGUACAAGCAGCAGCUUAAUGACUUCACACUGGAAAGGGAAGCCAACCAAGAGAAGUUACAGGAGCUCUUUGAAGAAAAUGCUCAGCUUCAAUUGCUGACUAAGUCUGCUCUUAAUGAAAACUCUACUCUUGAUAUUGAAAGUGACAACACGGAUGAUUUUGAUGGAGGGUCUGGAGAUAAUAGUUUAUCAGAGCAGUUAAGUAGCAAUGCACAGGCUCGUGCUCUCAAAUUGGAACUCGAGAAUCGUCGGCUCCUAUCAACAAUUGACAGCCUUAAGGAAUCGUCAUUUCAUGAGAGCAGCAACAAAAUCCUUGAGCUUGAAAAGGACAGGAAGAAACUAUCUCUAAAGGUUGAUCAGUUGCAAGAAAAUUGUCAGAGGUUAACUCAACAAAAUAAUGAAUUGGAACAGUUGUUUAAAGAUGCCUUAACAGAGAACAGAAAGCUUCAAGACUCUAUAGAAGUUUUAAGAUUAAAUUCUGACAAACAACAUCAGGAAUUGCAGGCUGACAAGGCUCAGAUAGAAGAGCUUGAGAAACUUGUUGAGAAUGUGACAAAGGAAAAACAAAGAUUGCAGUGCCUCAUAGAAAGUGUCCAGCGUCAUGCAGAUGAGUUGGAGAGGAUAAAUGAGAUAGCCAAUCAGCAGGCAGAGACUUGGAAAUCAGAAGCUCAGCAUGUUCCUGAGCUCCGAACUCAGUGCAGUACAAGCCAGGCAAAAAUGGAAAGCCUGGAAAAGGAUAUUCAGAGUCUACAGAGAGAGCUGGCUAAAUUACGAGAAUCUCUCGAGGCUAAAGAUGUGGCUCUUGAUCAGUGUGCAAGCAACACUGCUUCCAAGGAGAAGGAGAGAAGUAGACUGUCCAAGGAACUGGAUGAGGCAACAGCACAGAUCACAAGGCUUCAUGAGGUGGAACGAGAGAGUCAAGAAUUGGCAAGUCGUGCAGCUGUGGAUAGAGAGACGCUGGCUACACUCCAGAGUGAUUUGGUUACCCAGAAGCUCAACACCCAGCAGCUGAGAAGCAAUUUGGAAAAGAUGGGGCUCAGCCUUGAUCAGUUGAUGGACCCAGAUGUUGCCUUAGAGAAGAUAGUGUCAAGCCCAGAGGUCGUACGGGCUGUAAGAGAGUUGCUUGCUAAAGAAGAGGGUACAGAGCUCUGUAGACAGUGCAAGUUAACACAGCAGGCUUCUGCUGAGGAACAGAACAAGAACAAGGAACCUAGUCCUGAUGUUCAAUCUCUCAGAUCUGAUAAUGAGUCUUUGAGUCGUCAGUGUGAAGAGUUGCAUCAGGAAUUGGCUGUAUUGCAGAGCUCAGCUGAUAGCUUUCAUUCUGACAAUGCAAAGUUGCAGGUCACUGUAGCAACAUUACAGUCACAAGUGUCAUCCCUUUCAACUCAACAUACAGCGCUACAGCUUGCCAAUUCCCAGCUGGUUGCUGAGAAAGAUGAGCUUGUGAAGGAGCGCAGCUUGCAGCAGUGUGCACACCAGCAGCUGCUUCUUGACCAAGUGACGCUGCAGUCUCUACAUGAACAGUUGACUACAGAGUAUGAGAACCAGUUGAGAGAAAAGGAAGGACUUAAGACAACUCAGCGAGACCUCCGCAAUGAAUUGAGGGCACUGAAAGAGCUGUGCGCCCGGCAGGAGGCAUCCCAAAAUUUGCUGGAACAAGAAAAAGAAAAACUGAAGGCAGAAUCUCGGUCCCUUGGGAAUUUGAGAGCAGAACAUUCCAGUCUAAAAGAUGAUUUUCGUAACCUGUUCACCGCAAGCGAGAAGUUGAAGCAAGAGUACCGUAGCUUGCAGGAAGAGUAUCGGUCUCUUCGCAGUGAGAAUGGCAGCUUGAAGCUGCGGCAGACUGAGGUGCAGGGUGAAUUGGCCAAAUCCAAUGACCAUAACACUCUCCUAGAAGUUGAAGUGUCUAAGCUGAACAACAGAUGUGAGAUGUUACUGCAGAUGAACACAGGACUAGAAGAUGACCGUCGCUCUCUAAUGGAUCAUGUAUCGCUGCUGUUGAGUCAAUACCAUGAGCUGCUUACACACUCUCUGGAAGAUAAGGAGCAUUAUCACACGGAGGAGAAGAUGUUCACAGACAGACUGAACAAUCUCUGUCGCCAGAAAGAAAAACUCGAGGAGAAAAUCAUGGAACAUUACCGUAAACUGGACAGCUGCUCCACAAAAAAGAAAAGUUUUGGUGCUACACUUGUGAAAAGAGUCAGGAAAGCUGGAUCAGACUUCAUGAACAAGGUACCAAGAAACCGCCGGUCUUGGCAUGAAGACAGUAGGCAUGCUGAAAGCCAGGUGACUUUGUCCCAUGGGUCAGAAUCUGGAGAAGGGGGAAAUGAAUCAGAUGUUAGCUUAGAUGAUCUGAAGAGUCAUUUCCUUCCAGAAUCACACAAUUCACAUGGCCUUGCCCAUAGCACACUGAGCUUGGGCAGUGCAGGAACCCGUAGGACAGUGUACUACACAGGAGAGGACAACAGUGCGACAGGACAGGAAUCAUUUAGCAAGGAGCAAGAUGUAACAUUUGAUAAUGUAACAGCUCCAGAAGCACCAUGCCCUUCCACACCACAGGAUUCAAGGUCAUUUCUUGUGUACAACCGUAUAUCAACUGUAAUUGGUGGAGUGGAUGAGUCUAGUCAGGUGACCACUCAAGGUCCACCAAGUCCCAGCCAGGGAAGCCUAGCCCCAACCACAAACACAGCAGAAGAGAGCAAACGAUCAACAAAGACAAAGGGAAAAGGUGAAAAUUCCAUAUGGUAUGAGUAUGGUUGUGUGUAACUACUGUUCAUCUGUAUACCUGACCAGUGUAUGUGAUGACUUGAAAGCAUACAAGAAUGGCAGAAUGUAUCAACACAUGAUCCAAGGUUGUUCAAAUGAAAUCUUGUUGGGUGUUGGUCUGGGUGAAGGAAAAGACACUAUUAAAAAUGGUCCCUAUGGUCAGUAAGGCAGGUAUCUGAUUGAUGUGGCCAGCAAAUAGAUCUCAUCUUUGGGCUGCUGCUGAAGUCACUGCACCAUUGCCAGCUUUGCAUCUUCAUCUGGCCCUGGGCGAAAAACAGGUCACAUUUGAACAGCCCGCAUAACAGAUGAAGCAUAAAUGUUCAUCACCAUUUCAUUUUACAAGUGGCUUGGUCCUUUGGUUGUACACAUUCUUGCCAUUUGUCAAGCUCUCAGGAACUGGGUAUUUCCAUCUGAGAUGGAAUCACAUGACAGUUUCAAAAUAUGAGUAAAUGUAUGUGCACACUUUGCUCCAACAUCUAUUCUGUAUAAGUACGGGCAUGCUGGUCAAGUGGUUUGAAAUGUUACCAGAUAGAAGUGAUUGUUGCAUUUAACAAGGCUACCACAAAAUGUGGUAGAAAAUGUUUUUUAUUAUUAUUCAGUCGACAUAGUACGAUGCUACAGUAUAAUAUUUCUAAUGAGGCAGAAAAUUUUGUGUUUACUGUAAUUUCCAGCAUGUUGAACAUGUUUAUGGAAUUGGUUGUGCAAAAAAUUUGUUAUAGUGAAAUCCUUAAAUCACCAAAUAUGUAUGAAUUCAAAGAAUAUCAGUUGCUUAGUUGGCCUGGUAGAGGUGUAUUAUGAAACAGGAUUUUUCACCCCUUCUAUGGAGUCCAGUUCCUUCAGGUUGAUACCUUAUUCUUUUAUAAGUAGGGGGAUCAUAAUUAGAGAUUGUGUUUUCAAGAAGUUCCUUCCAGUUUAUUUUGUAGUCUUGCAUAAAAAAUAAAAUGUUAAAAAGACAAUAAUUUUAACAUUUUAUAUUCAAUGUUAUUGCACAUUAUGAAUUGUAAAGCUUUAAAAAACAAUUGCUUCACACCCACUUUCAGUAAUGAAGCAAAACUUCCGGUGUUGUUUCAGUUUAUUUUAAUUAAUAUGGAGUUUCUUAUGCUAUUAUUUGUGUGUGUAUUUUUCUCUAUUCUUUCACUUGUCACAGAACUUGUAUCUCAAAUGUUACAUGGUUCUAAAUGCUGACUCAAUUCUCAGAACGUACUGACAAAUAAUGGAUUUUAUAUUUUAUUUUUUAACUUUGAGUGUCAUGCCAUUUUUUCUGAGCUUUCUAUAUUUAAUUCUGUACUGCCUUUACAUGACCAGUGUUAGUCCAUAAAUCCUUAUCAGUUACAUAUGAUAUUCAUUUGACUACAUGUUUCAAACAUGAUUCAGUCAUUCAAUAUAUAUAUAUAUAUAUAUAUAUGUAGAAUGACAGACAUGGCAGUUUGAUAAAAAUGCAUAUGUGUGUGGCUUGAAGAUGACCUAACAGAGGUUCAAGCACAUAACCAAUUUUAUAAUGGGCAUUGUACAUGAUACCUAAGGAUGUACAUACAAACAUUGAUUGUGUAAAGAUGGUACAGAAUUAAAUAUAUAAAAUUUUAUUGUGUCUUUGUGAUUGGUGGAUAUUGACCUAUUAAGAGCGAUGCUGUAUUAAAACAGCAUAAUGAGCUGCAUAUUUAUCAACUUGAAACCACUGUAAACUGCAAUGUCUGGUGACUAAUUGUUUAUAAA
Molecule: messenger RNA, 5765 nt
Organism: Cryptotermes secundus
Lineage: Eukaryota; Metazoa; Arthropoda; Insecta; Blattodea; Kalotermitidae
Gene: Girdin
Product: girdin
Exons: 25
Coding region: 195-4052 (1285 amino acids)
Biological process (GO): cytoplasmic microtubule organization; cytoskeleton-dependent intracellular transport
Cellular component (GO): cytoplasm; centrosome
Molecular function (GO): microtubule binding; dynein light intermediate chain binding
Source: RefSeq, a predicted model, not a curated record